AUGGAAAGGUGGAAAGGAUAUUUCAAGGAACUUAUGAAUAUUGCUAUUCGCAAAGAUUUCCUUCCCGAUAUGGAGCCAAACAUAAGCAAAGGAGACCCUCUGGAGGAAUGUGGUAAUUACAGAGGUAUCAAGCUAACUUGCCACUCCUUGAAACUUAUGGAAAGGAUCUUAGUAACAAGGCUGAAGAACGAGGUGGAAAUAUCGGCUAACCAAUUCGGAUUUGUGGCUAGCAAAUCCACGAUCGAUCCGAUCUUCGCACUAAGACAAAUGAUGGAUAAAUAUGGAGAAAAGAAAAGAAACAUACAUAUGUUCUUGAUUGACUUGGAGAAAGCUUAUGACACGGUCCCUCGCAAUUUAAUAUGGUGGUGCUUGAGAAAACAAAAUAUCCCUGACGCAUAUUUACGGCUUAUGAAAAAUAUCUAUGAAGCCUUAACUUCUUGCGUUAGAACGACAGAUUUAAAAGCCAUCUGGUGUAUGCUAUAUGCCGAUGAUAUAGUACUAUGCGAAGAGACAAAGGAGAAAGUAUUCGAAGAAGUCGAAAAGUGUUCAAAACGCUUAGCUAGAUAUGGUUUAAAGGUCAAUAAUCGAAAAACGGUAUACAUGGAGAUGAACGUUACAGGCACCCCAUCGCUGGAUGAUAAAUUAAAGUAUCCAAAAGUAGACAGGUUUAUUUACCUAGGCUCGAUGCUACAUCAAGAGGGAGCUUGCGGGCUUUAUUGCGGAACGCCAUUCCUGUUAGAUGAACCAAACGACAAUUCGGUGAAUAUGGGACUUCAUAAAAAUUACGGGGCAGAAUUGGGAGUGUUCACCUGA
Gordionus sp. m RMFG-2023 is the source of this 813-nucleotide messenger RNA. RefSeq lists its product as uncharacterized. The coding region runs from base 1 to 813 and encodes 270 amino acids. The transcript is spliced from 4 exons. The record is from RefSeq and is a predicted model, not a curated record. NCBI's taxonomy places the organism in Eukaryota, Metazoa, Nematomorpha, Gordioida, Chordodea, Parachordodidae.